Molecule: messenger RNA, 1319 nt
Organism: Ylistrum balloti
Lineage: Eukaryota; Metazoa; Mollusca; Bivalvia; Pectinida; Pectinidae
Product: histone H1-delta-like
Exons: 1
Coding region: 23-595 (190 amino acids)
Biological process (GO): nucleosome assembly; chromosome condensation; negative regulation of DNA recombination
Cellular component (GO): nucleosome; nucleus
Molecular function (GO): nucleosomal DNA binding; double-stranded DNA binding; structural constituent of chromatin
Source: RefSeq, a predicted model, not a curated record
ACAAAUACACAAGAACGAAAUAAUGUCCGACUCCGAAGAAGUAACCACUCCAGCGGCCGAAGAGGCACCUGCCGCUGCCCCUGCAGCUGCUAAAAAGAAGAAAGCAUCAAAAUCCAAAUCUAAGAAACCUUCAUCCCAUCCAAGAUUUAGAGAUAUGGUCGUUGAAGCCAUAGGAUCCUUGAAGGAGAGAAGUGGAUCUUCGAGACAAGCAAUCUUAAAAUAUAUCCGGCAAAACUACAAAGUUGAUGGAGCAUCGGACAAUAAUCAUUUAAAAAUGACAUUAAGAGCCUGUGUAAAGAAUGGAACUCUAAAACAAAGCAAAGGAAGUGGUGCAUCAGGGUCAUUUAAACUUGGAGAAAAGGGAAAAGAUAAACCCGCAAAAAAAGCUAAAAAACCUGCAGCAGCAGCAGCAACGAAAAAACCAAAAGCAGAGAAAAAGAAAGUUACAAAGCCAAAGAAAAGUAAAGCAAAGUCCGAGAAGAAAGCUAAGGCAUCACCAAAAAAGAAGGCAGCGGCCAAACCAAAGAAGUCCAAAUCUCCCAAGAAAACAGCCACAAAGUCAAAGGCAAAGAAAGGAAAGGCUGCCAAAAAGUAAAAGUGUUUUGAAAAUUGGAAGACUAUGUGCAUGUGAGAUCAGACAAUUGUUGAGAGCUCCAAGAUGUAUUCUCAAUACUAACUAACAAAUAAUACGAAAAAUGUUUCACAAAAGAAGAAUAAUUGUGAAUUCAGAACAGAUUUCCUGUUAAAAGGACAUGCAUUUUAGAUCUAAAAGGACUUGGGAAGUUGUGAAUGUGAGGAUGAGAUGGUUAAAAUCUGGAAAUCUUUCAGAAGUGGUAAUAAGUAUGGCAGUGUAAACAGUGAAAUUGUUAUGCAUGUUUGUAUGAUAAGGACUUAUAAGUUAUGUCCAAACAGUAUUUCCUGACUAUGACUGAGUGCUGAGUCAUGCCAUUUACUUAUUGUAUAACAAAAUGCCUUCAACAGUUAUGAUAGUCAAGCAUACCAGAAUCUUGUUUCUUGAGUAAAUGAUGAAAAGUGUUCUAUAUUUCAAGGUACCAUAAUUUAUUAAUAAAUUUCAUUGUUUGACAUGUCAUUUUACUCCUGAAACAUAGAGGUAGGCAUGGUUGAUAAAAGUCAUCAUUUAAUAAUUUCAUUGAAUCCAUUUUGUAUAAUUGAUGGUCAAUUCAUCAUAAUCAUGUUCAGUAUUCCAUAUAGUUUUUAUUUCAUUUUCAUUUUUUAUCUUAAGUUUUCACUUGUUUAAUAAAACAAACUUUUUGUUAUCAAAUAUCAAUUUGAAUGUCUCAUUAAAUUAUUUCAAUACA